This is a messenger RNA of Prorocentrum cordatum, 2028 nucleotides long. NCBI's taxonomy places the organism in Eukaryota, Dinophyceae, Prorocentrales, Prorocentraceae. The record is from the annotation of a GenBank genome assembly.
AUGGCAGCUUGCGGCGACAUGUGCACGGUCGACUGGUUCCUGAAGAUUAAAAAACGGAUUCUACCACGGGACUUGCGCGAGACGAGGUCGGAUCCUGGCGAUCUGUUGUACCCCGAGCCCUCGCUCCACGGCCACGUCGCGGGGCAGACGGUGCACUGGGCCCUCAGGGGCGCCAGCUACGGCAUGAGGGGGGCCGUCGUCCGCGGGGGCGGCGCGCGCACGGAACCUUGCUUGGUGGUGUCCUUCCAGGGCGAUGACUACCACGUCAAGCUGUGCGCCGUGUCCACCCGCCGCCAAGUCAAGAAGCGCCAGCCUCGCGGGCCACGCAAGGGGAACACAUUGCACGGCAUGAAGGGCGUGGUCGUUGGCGAGAGCGAUGCCUUCUCGGAGCCGUCCUUGCUCGUGGCGUUCAAGGGCGCAGAUUACCACGUCAAGGUCAACGCCAUAGCCACAAGGAGCCCGAAGAAUGGAGUCCGCGCGACGCCGCCCUUCAAACAAGCCAACGCCAGCCAUGCUGCCCCCGCUGACUGGGGCGAGGAGAUCGACGACGCCUCGCCGCAGGUUGUCGACGUCGGCGGCGUGCCCAGUGCUGGUCGGGAAGGGCGACGCGCGGCAGUGGGCCCGGCGCUGCCCUGCAUCACGAUCGGCGCCCGGCUACUCUUCGCGGCGCUGCUCAACGCCGCAUGCGGGCCCAUUUGCAUUCGCAAGGCGCUGAAGCACGUUCAGAGGCCAGAUCAUGAUGCGGGCCCAGAUAAAUACUUGGUGCACGUCUUCUUUCACUUCGUUGCCGUGAAAGUAUUCGAGGACGGGUACGACGUCAUCGAUGGCGACCAGCGGUGCCAGUUCGACGGCCCGAUCAGCUCUCUCGAAACAUUCUUGGGAUCAGAUGCCACUUGGUACCGCGUCGUCGACAUCGGGGAGAUCUCAGACCAAGGCGAUGUAACGGAUACAGAAUCAGACUCGGAUAGGCGCGCGUUUGGCGCUAUGUUGCAGCGCUUGGACGAUGCCGAGGAAGCGUUCGACAAUGGAGAAGCUUCGCCACGUUCAAUUGACAUUGACACAUUGAUCGACGUACAUGCUUUUGAUGCUUACUUGAGGCGCCUAUACCUCGUCGAGGAAGCUUCGAGUCAUUCAGGAGACAGCGAUCUAGAUGUUGAACCUUUUGAUGCGCUGCCGCAGGAUGAUGACUUGUUUCAUCCUCGGCCGAACCGCGUUCCCGACAUGGUAGCCUUCCUCGACGUCGCUGGAUCUGAUGGAGAGAGUACCAGAGACGGCGACGCCAUUCUGGAGUACACCGCCGAUGGGACAUCUUCGACGGCGCCAUCCGUGGAUACUCUGGGCGGCAUGGACUCUGUCGAAUUGCACACGGCGGAGACUAAGCGGCGGAUUCUCGACAAGUGGGAGCCAGAGAAGUUCAGGCGUCUCCAGGCGCGCUCAGGGCCUACGUUGGUGUCUGAUGUAGAGCCCGCGAAAUUCGACGUCAGGGCAGCGGUGUCGCAAGUGAUUAACAAGACGAACGAAUUGUUGCAGGCGUGGGACCCGCAGCCAGCGGGCCUUGAAUACUUCUGCUUAAGAGUAAUAGCGAUGUGCGUUAUGGAGCGGCUGCACUGGAACCCUACCAACGAUCUCCUCAUUGCGCGAAUCGCUGCCUUGGCACUUGACGACACCAUUGCGCACCCAGACGGCGUAUAUUUAUACCGGCAGGGGUCGUUCGGGCGAGUGGAAGAUCUUCCCACGGCGUACAUGUACAAGAUUGAACGGGUGUUGUCCGUUACACAAAUUGUUCUACUUCGCAUCAUGAACGGGCAGGUCCCGCGCGACUUAGUUAACGUGUUUCAGUUCCUGGAGAGCGAUGCUGGGAAUUGGGAAGUAGCUCAACUUGUGUGCUCAUCAGAUCUACAAGUGAAGAAGGAACAAGUUGCUGAUUGGGCGUUCGACGCCUGCAGGGGUUGCCAGCAAGUCAUUUGUCGAUUCACGGGCAAGGGCCAAUCUGAGAAGCUCGUGGAUCUACUCGGCGCCUGGUUUCAU